Molecule: messenger RNA, 861 nt
Organism: Coprinopsis cinerea okayama7#130
Lineage: Eukaryota; Fungi; Basidiomycota; Agaricomycetes; Agaricales; Psathyrellaceae
Product: short-chain dehydrogenase/reductase SDR
Exons: 6
Coding region: 1-861 (286 amino acids)
Molecular function (GO): oxidoreductase activity, acting on the CH-OH group of donors, NAD or NADP as acceptor
Source: RefSeq, a predicted model, not a curated record
AUGGCCGACCGUCUCUCCCAGGUCUCUGGACACCUCUCCAACACUUACAGCCGCGGCUUGCUCGCUGGCGAAGUUGCCAUUAUUACCGGUAUGUCAAGUACCCCUCUUGGUAUUGGCAAGGCCACCGCCCUCCUCUUCGCCAAGGAGGGUGCUAAGGUUGUCAUCAGCGAUAUCGAUGCUAAGCGCCUCGAAGGCGUCGAGGCCGAGAUCAAGGCCCAGGGCGGCGACGUUCUCUCCGUUGCAGGAGACGUCGGUGCUGAGGACUUCCCCAAGAAGAUCGUCGACGCUACCGUCGCCAAGUUCGGCAAGAUCAACCACAUCGUGAACAACGCCGGCUUCACCUACGACAAGAUGCUUCACACCACCCCCGACGACGCCUGGGACGUCAUCAUGAAGAUCCACGUCCGCGCUCCUUUCCGCCUCAUCCGCCAAGCCGCACCCUACUUCCGUAUCAAGGGAUCCAAAGAAAACCGCUCCAUCGUCAACGUCUCCUCCACCUCUGGCUUGCACGGAAACGUCGGCCAGGCCAACUACGCAGCCGCCAAGAGCGCCGUCCUCGGCCUCACCAAGACCAUUUGCAAGGAAUGGGGCCAGUUCAACGUCCGAGCCAACUCUAUCGCUUUCGGCUUGAUUCACACUCGGAGGCCGGAGAGACCAUCGAGGUCAACGGCAAGAAGGUUGCAUUGGGUGUUCCAGGAGCCAAGGGCCCUCACCGACGACCAAAACGCCUACCUCGGCAUCCCCCUCCGACGAGGUGGAUCCGUCGAGGAUGCCGCUGGUGCCGUUUUGUUCCUUUGCUCACCGUUGGCAAGCUAUGUCUCCGGCCACACUUUGGAGGUCACUGGUGGUGUUGGCAUCUAA